Molecule: messenger RNA, 954 nt
Organism: Chelmon rostratus (copperband butterflyfish)
Lineage: Eukaryota; Metazoa; Chordata; Actinopteri; Chaetodontiformes; Chaetodontidae
Product: odorant receptor 131-2-like
Exons: 2
Coding region: 1-954 (317 amino acids)
Biological process (GO): G protein-coupled receptor signaling pathway
Cellular component (GO): membrane
Molecular function (GO): G protein-coupled receptor activity
Source: RefSeq, a predicted model, not a curated record
AUGGUGUCACGUGAACACAGUAUGUCCUAUGCAACUCAGUCUCAGCUCAACAACACUGUUAGACUGGGGUUUGCGGAAAGAGUGGCGCUCUCCACUCUGACUACAGCACCAUGCUGCAUCUUCUUCUACAUUAAUAGCACCAUGUUAUUCACCUUAAGGAGUAAAUCUGUGUUUCGUGAGACCUCUCGUUACAUUCUUCUGUAUAACCUCCUUUUUGCAGACACUGUGCAGAUGGCACUGAGCCAGCUGUUGUACACACUGUCUGUUUGUAGAACAUUGUUGACGUAUCCUGUCUGUGGAUUUCUAGUUAUGCUUGCCAAUCUCACAAAUGAGGUUUCCCCUCUCACACUGGUGGUGAUGUCUCUGGAGAGAUAUGUGGCUGUGUGCUACCCAAUGAGGCACGCUACCAUCAUCACCAUCAGAAACACAGCCGUAGCUAUCAUUACAGUUUGGGCCUUUUGUUCACUAAAUGUCCUCAUUCGAGUUUUUUUACUGUUAGAUUUUCCAUUUGAAGACCUGGAGAGCCUGCAGAUGAAACAAUUUUGUAGUACACUUAUCAUGUUUCUUGGGCCAAUGUCUGAUUUCUAUGACAAAGCCUACACUUGUUUCCUGUUUGUAUCAGCUGGUGUAGCAGUCACUUCCUCAUAUAUCGGUGUGAUGGUAGCAGCCAGGUCAGCCUCCACAGACAAAGCUUCAGUCCGUAAGGCUUCUAACACACUGCUGCUGCAUCUGGUGCAGCUGGGCCUCAGUCUGUCCUCAACUAUACACAACCCAUUACUUUUAGUUUUGUCAAGAAUUGUUACAAGGACAGGACUUGUGCGUAUCCAGAAUGUUUUCUAUGUUCUUAUUAUCAUUCUCCCCAGAUGUCUGAGUGCCCUCGUCUAUGGACUCAGAGACCAGACUAUCAGACCCAUCCUUGCAUACUAUUUAUGCUUUUUAUACCAUAGAUUAUAG